AUGUCUUCUUUCAUCGAUUUGUUUAUUAGAAGAAGAUCCCGUAGUUCGAGAGAUUCAACGAAUUUGGCUCAAGUUGAUAAAAAUAAACUUCACUGUAAAGUUCUUCUUCUCGAUGGCACCUUCUUUGAAACAUUUCUGCCGAAAAAUUGCCAUGGAUCUUUAUUAUACGAGAAAGUGUUUUUCUACCUUGAUUUGAUUGAAGUUGAUUAUUUUGGAUUGCAAUACUUGGAUGCAUACAAUGUCAAGCAAUGGCUUGAUUCAACAAAGAAAAUUAAAAAGCAGUUACAUCCAAAAGAUAAAAUUUAUUGCUUCAAAUUUCAAGUCAAAUUUUAUACAAGCGAGCCUAGCAAUUUACAUGAAGAACUUACAAGGUAUCAGUUCUUCUUACAGCUGAAGCAAGACAUAUUGGAGGGCAGAUUAGAAUGUUCAUAUGAAACCUCUGUCGAACUUGCUGCAUUAGCACUUCAGUCUGAGGUUGGAGAUUUCGACAGCAAAGUUCAUGAUAUAAGCUUUGUGUCAGAAUUUCGAUUUGUGGAUAAUCAAAGUGAAGAAUUUGAAAAAGAUGUCAUUGAAAAGUUUAAGACAUACAAGGGACAAACACCGGCACAGGCUGAACUAGGUUACUUAAACAAAGCAAAAUGGUUAGAACUAUACGGAGUUGAUAUGCAUUCUGUCAUGGGUAGAGACGAUAAUGAAUACAUGCUUGGACUUACACCGACUGGAAUUCUUAUUUUUGAAAAAGUAGAAAAGAUAGGACUAUUUUUUUGGCCAAAAAUAACGAAACUUCAAUUCAAAAAAACAAAAUUAAAGCUUGUCGUACUGGAAGACAAUGAUCAAGGUAGGGAGCAAGAACAUACGUUUUUAUUCCGAAUGAAAAACGACAAAGCUUGCAAACAUCUAUGGAAAUGUGCAGUUGAACACCACACAUUCUUUAGGCUGAGAACUUCAAGAAAAGAUACCAACCAGAAACAGAUGUUUUUGAGAAUUGGGUCUAGAUUCAGAUACAGUGGUCGAACUGAAUUUCAAUCUGCUACUAUGAGUAAAGCUCGAAGAAGUGUUAAAUUUGAAAGGAAACCUAGUCAGAAAUUUUCAAAACGAUAUGAAACUGAUGCAUCAGCUAUUAACAAGUAA
Messenger RNA from Helobdella robusta, 1131 nucleotides. RefSeq lists its product as hypothetical. Gene Ontology annotation, cellular component: cytoskeleton. Lineage: Eukaryota; Metazoa; Annelida; Clitellata; Rhynchobdellida; Glossiphoniidae. The coding region runs from base 1 to 1131 and encodes 376 amino acids. The transcript is spliced from 11 exons. The record is from RefSeq and is a predicted model, not a curated record.